Messenger RNA from Saccoglossus kowalevskii, 2780 nucleotides. RefSeq lists its product as uncharacterized. Lineage: Eukaryota; Metazoa; Hemichordata; Enteropneusta; Harrimaniidae. The record is from RefSeq and is a predicted model, not a curated record. Gene Ontology annotation, cellular component: cytoplasm. Gene Ontology annotation, molecular function: protein binding.
AUGAGUACCCCAUUAGGUGGUCAAUUGUCAGACAAACUGCGUCUGGCAGCCAGUAAAGGGCAAACUGGAAAAAUCAAAGAACUCAUAGAAUCCGGUGCUACAUUUGACCCAGACAAGGCUGGAAGAACACCACUGCAUCUUGCUGUCACUGAUGGACAUGUAGAGGCAAUAAAGGCAUUGAUAGAAGAAGGAUGUCCUGUCGACCGGCAGGAUCAGGUGAACGGCAACACCGCUUUACACGAAGCAUCAUGGAAUGGUUACAGUAAAUCAGUUGAUGUCAUUGUCAAUUAUGGACGAGCUAAUCUGCAUGCUGGUAACCGGCGAGGGCGACAUGGUCUAUCAGUAACAGAUGCACCAAGGACAGGAUUUGGACCUCCAUGGCAACCAGAGGGUCAGAUGUCAUGGCAACAACAAGCAUGGAACCAGUGGUCAUGGCAACAACAACUUGAACAGGAAUAUCGUAACUCCCCACAUACAAGAGCACGAGAAAGUCAUUCUUGUGAAAGAGACAUGCCUAGAAGGCGACAACCAGAUGCGGAAUAUUAUAGAGAUGAAUAUGGCAAUAUCCGACAGAGACCAUUGCCAUCAAAUUGUGAUUGUUCUCCUCAUUUAAGAAGACUAGAGAACCAAUUAGAAGCAACUAAAGAAAAAUUCCUCUAUGAGAUUGACUCUGCCAAACAGAUGAUGGAGGAUAAAAUGGCAUAUUUUGAUAAAAAAAUGGCUCACCAAUCAGGUUGUUUAGACCAGUUAUGUCGAGAGAGAAUGGCUGCCGAGAGAACAGAAUGUCUGCAUAGAAUUGAUCGACGUGCACAAAAAGAACAAGCAGAAUUUGAACGUCGAAGUACAGUUAGAAUUAAUGCGCUCAGGCGUGAACUUAAACACUGGUUUGAAGAAAGAUUUAAACAUUUUGAGAACAAAUACGGAGUUGAUGUUGGUCCGUUCAAUGAUUUGGAUGGACCAAUCAAUGAUAGGACCAGUGACCCAGGUCAGGAUGACCUUGAGGAGUUUGACGAACCAGGUGCAAGUUUACUACGUUCCAAGUCUGAGGGUGUGCUGUCUGUACCGGAUCCAAUAACUGCCACUAGAACAUUACAAGAAGUGCGCUAUGCAAAGGCUAAACCUAUUGAAAACAUUGCACAAACUCUUGUGUUGGAAGAGGAUAGUACUGCCAGUGAUGAAAAAGAUCAUCGUCCGGAAAAACCUGAAAAACCACCCAAACCCCCGAAACCUCUUCCACCUCCAAGGACUGUUGGUGUCUCUAUCACACCCGAAACAGGAGCUAUUCCUAAAAGAAAUGAGGGCAAUCCCCGUUCUCCAACACUUAGAGAAGCGGGAGAUCCAGUAUCACAUGCCUAUCACUAUGGAAACGCUGCAAGCCAACAAUCCCCAGGAAUGUUGACAUCCAAUACACCGAAUCAGUCUGGGAACACCGGAACUCCACAGUCUUUAUAUUCCAGGAGUCAGGGGGUGUACCAGACUGGGAAUGUGGGAACAUCAACAUCAUGGAAACCAGGAAAUAGUGUUUCACCUGGAAUACAUGGACCAAGAAAUCAAACCAGCUAUCCACCUGCAAAUGCAGGAACAUCUCACACUUGGAAAACGGGAAAUUAUCCCUCACAACCCAGAAAUCCAUCCCAAUUGCAGAGAACUCCACCACAACCCAGAAAUCCAUCCCAAUUGCAGGGAACCCCACCACAACCCAGAAAUCCAUCCCAAUACCAGGGAACCCCACCACAACCCAGAAAUCUAUCCCAAUACAAGGGAGAUGCAAGAACUAAUGCUCCACCACCAUAUGGUAACCCCAGAUCAAGUCAGCCUCCACCAUACGGUAGUCAUGGUCACCCAUCACCGGUAAUGAGUACAUUCCAACCAUUGAAUAAAAGCAGCAAUAUGCAAAGUUCACCGAGAGCCAAUAUUAGCCCAAUAACUGUAAAUAUGUCACUCGCAAAUCGAUCACCACCAUCUCGUGACUCGCCCGUAAUGUCGAGUCCAGGCUCAUCAAAUUCACCAUUCCCUAUCAACGGCCUACGUACACCAAAUAACCGUGAUAGUAUUGGCUCAACAAGUUCGAGUUCCAGAUCACGCCGUGAGCCGAUUGAUUCCUCACUGGCAAUGGCACUUCUAGAUGAAAGUGCUCCCUCUACAGGUGCUCCAAGUCCAAUCCCUUUGCAACCGGAUGCAGCUGACAGGAGAGCACGGCCGGUGUCAACGGUCGAAGUAAGACCAACACAGAAUAAUUCCUUGUAUACUGCCAGUGGGAAACCACGUCCUAACAGUGAACAUAUAGCGCAUAGUCCUGGUGAGCAAGUCACUCCUAAAAGUCCUGCUGAAAAACAAAAUGGCGGUCCUCAUUAUGCAGUUCUUUGAUGUGAAUGGUGUGAUCUCACUACCCAAUACAUGUGGAAAGCAAGUUUUCAAACACUUUUGCUGGGAAAUUUAUGCAGUACAAUCACACACCAUUUGAUAAUGCUAUAUAAAAUCACUCUUUUGCGAAAACUAACGAAACUAAGUACAUAUAGAGCUGACAGUAUCAAAUGAAUAAAUGCAAGAUGGUCUGGUCUGAUUGGUAGAGCAAAAUAACACCAAAUAAUUUGUUACUGUACAAGACAACUAUGUCAGUGCCAGUGUUCCUUCCAAGCAAAUUGGUACUGAGCAACUUUACUAUUUUUUUCAGGGAAGUCAAAUUAAAUAUUAAUUUUGUUAAUUUUAUGCAAGAUAUUAAAUGUAAAGUUGCAAUGCAAUUAUGUUUGACAGUGAGGUCACUGAGCAGGUGUGUGUAA